AUGCAUACCCCUUCUCUUGUUCAGCUCCUGGCCACUGGCCUGGCUGCCACCACCGCUGUCGCCAGCUUCGAGGUCGGCCACACCGGCGGUCUGGCUCGCCGCAGCCUCGGAGCUCUGGUCGCCAUCGCCGCUCCGGCUUUCGCCGCCCCCGCUGUGGAGGUCGAGGUCCGCGCCCCGCACCACCAGGGCAAGGGAAAGAAGGGCAAGGGAGGCAAGCGUGGCAAGAAGAACAACCGCCGCGACGCCGAGGAGGAUGACGAGGCCGUUGAAGCCCGUGAUGUCUCUGAGGACCACACCCAUGAGGACGUCGAGAAGCGUGAGCCCCACCACCAGGGCAAGGGCAAGAAGGGCAAGGGCGGCAAGCGUGGCAAGAAGAACAACCGCCGCGAUGUGACCGAGGCCGACGACGACGAGGCUGUUGAGGCCCGUGACGUCUCCGAGGACCACACCCACGACGAUGUUGAGAAGCGUGAGCCCCACCACCAAGGCAAGGGCAAGAAGGGCAAGAAGGGUGGCAAGCGCGCCAAGAAGAACAACCGCCGCGAGAUCGAGGAGGAUGUCGAGGCCCGCGAUGUCGCCGCUGACCACACCCACGACGAGGCUGACGCUGAUGUCGAGAAGCGCGAGCCCCACCAUCAGGGCAAGGGCAAGAAGGGCAAGAAGGGUGGCAAGCGUGGCAAGAAGAACAACCGCCGUGACGUCGACGACGCUGUCGAGGAUGUCGAGGCCCGUGAUGUCUCUGAGGACCACGACCACGACGAUGUCGAGAAGCGCGAGCCCCACCAUCAGGGCAAGGGCAAGAAGGGCAAGAAGGGUGGCAAGCGCGCCAAGAAGAACAACCGCCGUGACGUCGAUGACGCUGUCGAGGAGGUCGAGGCCCGCGACGUCGCCGCUGACCACACCCACGACGAGGCUGACGCUGAUGUCGAGAAGCGCGAGCCUCUCCCCCAGGCCAAGGGCAAGAAGGGCAAGGGCAAGCGCGGCAAGGGUAAGAAGGGCAAGGGCAAGGGCAAGCGCGGCAAGGGCAAGGGCAAGAAGGGCAAGAAGGCCAACUAA
Thyridium curvatum is the source of this 1056-nucleotide messenger RNA. RefSeq lists its product as uncharacterized. The record is from RefSeq and is a predicted model, not a curated record. Lineage: Eukaryota; Fungi; Ascomycota; Sordariomycetes; Thyridiales; Thyridiaceae. The coding region runs from base 1 to 1056 and encodes 351 amino acids. The transcript is spliced from 2 exons.